Messenger RNA from Heteronotia binoei (common prickly gecko), 1410 nucleotides. It is a transcript of the gene ORMDL3, whose product is annotated as ORMDL sphingolipid biosynthesis regulator 3. Gene Ontology annotation, biological process: negative regulation of ceramide biosynthetic process; intracellular sphingolipid homeostasis; ceramide metabolic process. The transcript has 3 exons. The record is from RefSeq and is a predicted model, not a curated record. Gene Ontology annotation, cellular component: endoplasmic reticulum membrane. Bases 48 to 509 code for a protein of 153 amino acids. Lineage: Eukaryota; Metazoa; Chordata; Lepidosauria; Squamata; Gekkonidae.
CGGCGUCUGCUCUCUGCCUUCCGCUCCAGGGCCGCUCAGCCGGAGAGAUGAACGUGGGCACGGCGCACAGCGAGGUGAACCCCAACACCCGGGUGAUGAACAGCCGCGGCAUCUGGCUCUCCUACGUCUUGGGCAUCGGCCUCCUGCACGUCGUUCUCCUCAGCAUCCCUUUCUUCAGCGUCUCCGUCGUCUGGACUCUGACCAACAUCAUCCACAACAUGAGCAUGUACAUCUUCUUGCACACGGUCAAGGGAACGCCGUUUGAAACUCCCGACCAGGGGAAAGCCCGGCUCCUCACCCACUGGGAGCAGAUGGACUAUGGCGUGCAGUUCACCGCUUCCCGCAAGUUCCUGACCAUCACACCGAUCGUGCUCUAUUUCCUCACCAGCUUCUACACGAAAUACGACCGGACGCAUUUCAUCAUCAACACCAUCUCCUUGAUGAGCGUCUUGAUCCCAAAGUUACCCCAGCUUCACGGCGUCCGCAUCUUUGGGAUCAACAAAUACUGAACUUGGUGGGGGGCGUUUUGUAAGUGAGCUGUGGGAGACCAGGCUGAGGACCCUGUGUUUCCUUAGUUUUUGCCUGCCUCUGUGGGGGAAUUCUGUUCCACAGCAGCUCUUUUUUCAGCGGGUGCAUCUUGUACAGGAUUCCAAGAUCUGACAAGACUUGACCAGCCGCGGCGACGCUUGGAUCUCGGAUAGAGUUUAGCUUUACAGAGAGACCCAAGGGAGAGCUCAAAUUGAUUUAUUUUUCCUCGUGAGAAAAAUAUCGAUGCAGACAAUGCAGAGAUUUUUUUUUAAAGGUACUCGUAGCUUAUUCUGUGGGUAGGAAGGACAUCCAGCCCCAAAAGCUGAACAGAUUUAGAAAAUGGUAGCAGCCCGUUGUCGCGAGAGUGACAUUUAGUUUUUUCUAGCAAAUGCACUUUAACCGGAAAAAAAAUUUCGGAGAAUUUUGAGUUGCUCGUUGAAAGGGCUAAUAAAAAAAAAAUCUUAAGAUGUGCAUCAGCAACAAGGGGUAGACAGAUUUCCCAUAAUUUGGAAACCUUAGUUGAUAAUGUAUAGAGAUCUUUAAUUAUUUGGUAGGCCAGUGGGAGAGAAUGUCGAUACUUCUGCAGGAUCAGGAGCUUCUAUUCCCAUUAAAAGCGAUGCUGUUCUGAGUCUUACUUGGAAGAAAAUCCUUCAGCAAUUUCCAAACAGCUGUAGGGAUCAGUGAAACUAAGGUGGAGUAGAAUUCAUGUCCACUUAGUUGCUUUAUCUUCCUUCGAUUUAGUCGAUUGAAGAAAGCAGCCCCUCCCUCAAAACCUGUUAUGACAUUUGGCACCAACAGCAAUUUUUAAGAGACUGCAGUUUGGUCCUCUGGACAUAAAGAAAGAUUGUUUGAAUAAAGUUCUGAUAAUAUUUGGAGUAUAAA